This is a messenger RNA of Dentiscutata erythropus, 1230 nucleotides long. The record is from the annotation of a GenBank genome assembly. NCBI's taxonomy places the organism in Eukaryota, Fungi, Glomeromycota, Glomeromycetes, Diversisporales, Gigasporaceae.
AUGGAUUCUCCAUUUGACUCUCCGGAAAAUACUCCUCCAAGACACUCGAGUAUACCAACGAUCUCGACCUCGUCUUGUACAGAUCCAGAACCUAGACAAAUAAAUAGAGGUUUCACUCUACCAACACCUGGGUCUCCUAAACGUGGCUAUAAAAAGCCUGCUAAACCUCGAGAGUUUGCUAAAAGCGCUAAAAAACGUCAAUCUGUUUUAGCUCUGGCAAUGUUAGAUGCUUGGUGUAUGGUUACUGGUGAAGUAAAAGCUGAAGCUGAUCCUGUACCUGUUGAUGUUUUGGCUGCUAUUGAAACUACUACAAAAGCUCUUCAAUCUGUAAAAAGUUAUUCAAUGUUUAAAGAAGAUCUUUCUGAUGAUGCUCUUACUAAAAUUCGUGCUACUGCUUUAGAAGUUCUUGAAAUGAUUAGUAAUUUAGAAAAAGAGCAUCGUGAUGAUGACACUGAUGAUAGUAGCAGUGAAGAUGGCCAUAUAUACAAAGAAUCUAAUUAUAGAUCAUUAGAUAGUCAACGUGAAAUUUUGAAAAAAUAUUUAUUGGUAGUCGAGGAUAAUUUACUCUUUGAUGAUAAAGAUAUUUAUCAUAAUGUUUCUUAUUUAAGAACUUCAACUGAUGAAGAAAGGAAUGGUAAUGAUGCUCCAAUAACUCCUCCUUUAUCACCUGGUCACCCAAAUAGUGAUUGGGUGGAUCCUGAUCAUUUUGGUGCUCGUUAUCAUGCUUUUUUGGAAGCUCAUCGCCCAUCAAAGUCUAAACAAGCCCCUGGUUAUACUCCACUUCCGGAUCCUUCUAUAGAUAAAACUGAAUUUUUGGCUUCUUUAGCGUUACGACGUUCGAAACGUCCUUUCGGUUUUAUUGAUAAGAUACAUGAGGACACAUCAAGAACUUAUCGUGCAACUGAAAAUUUAAAAUUCUUUAUAGCAUUCCGUUUCGAUAUCAAAUUUGACGAUAUUAAUGUAACAGAAGUUGUCAAAUUGACAAAUACGGGUAAAGCUCACAUAUUUUGUGAAAAAGCUAUGCAAGAACUCAUAUCAACUGGUUCAUAUAAACAAUAUCCUUUAUCACGAGUUUCAUCCAUGUACGUGCAUGAAGCUUUCUCAAAUUCACAAAUACAACUCCAAAAAACUAAGAUGGCGGGUGUUAGUUCCGAUGAUCUUGCUUCUGCAGUUAAUGCCAAACUAAAAAAAGAAGCCAAUACUAUUCAAGGUUGGUGGGAUAUUUUAUAG